Rhagoletis zephyria (snowberry fruit fly) is the source of this 876-nucleotide messenger RNA. RefSeq names its product puromycin-sensitive aminopeptidase-like protein. Lineage: Eukaryota; Metazoa; Arthropoda; Insecta; Diptera; Tephritidae. Gene Ontology annotation, molecular function: zinc ion binding; metalloaminopeptidase activity; peptide binding. The record is from RefSeq and is a predicted model, not a curated record. Gene Ontology annotation, biological process: peptide catabolic process; proteolysis. Gene Ontology annotation, cellular component: cytoplasm; membrane.
UCAAUAGAUAUAUUUAUAUUUUAUAGAUAUGUGACACAACUAAAUGCAUCACGCUAAAUGCCUUGGACAUAAAAAUUAAUUCAGUUGAAUUGGAUGUUAAUGGCGAGAAAUUGCAGCCAAGCAAUAUUUCAUAUUCCACCGAUAAUGAGACUGUCACGUUAACUUUUGAUCAGGAACUACCAGCAGGGGCCUCUGGCAUUUUAAAAAUGUCCUUUGCCGGAGAGCUUAAUGAUAAGAUGAAAGGCUUCUAUCGUAGCAAGUAUUUUACACCUGGUGGCGAAGAGCGCUAUGCUGGCGUAACUCAAUUCGAAGCUACUGAUGCUAGACGUUGCUUCCCCUGUUGGGAUGAGCCCGCAAUCAAGGCAACAUUUGACAUAGCACUAAUUGUGCCACUGGAUCGAAUUGCUCUUUCCAAUAUGCCAGAAGUCAAGGAGGAAAAUUUAGGACAUAAUUUGCGCCGCAUAAGUUUCGAUAGGACACCAAUUAUGUCUACUUAUUUGGUGGCGGUUGUGGUUGGCGAAUACGAUUAUGUCGAAGGCAAGUCGGAAGAUGGCAUAAUAGUACGAGUUUUCACGCCUGUUGGCAAGAAGGAGCAGGGCAUUUUUGCGCUCGAAGUAGCCACAAAAGUAUUGCCGUAUUAUAAAAGUUAUUUCAACAUUGCAUAUCCAUUGCCAAAGAUGGAUUUGAUAGCGAUUUCCGAUUUUUCGGCCGGUGCGAUGGAGAAUUGGGGCCUUGUAACAUAUCGUGAGACAUUUGUAUUAGUGGAUCCGAAAAAUACCUCACUUAUGCGCAAGCAAUCGAUUGCUUUAACUGUGGGCCACGAGAUCGCACAUCAAUGGUUUGGUAAUCUGGUUACCAUGGAAUGGUGGACACAUU